UCCGGCUCUUUGUUCCGGAAGUUGCUUUUUGAGGUAGUGUGCGGCGUAGUGUGGUCUUUGUGAGCUUCCACCAUGGCGUACCGGGGCCAGGGCCAGAAGGUGCAGAAGGUGAUGGUGCAGCCAAUCAAUCUCAUCUUCAGAUACUUGCAAAACAGAUCUCGGAUUCAGGUGUGGCUUUAUGAGCAAGUGAAUAUGCGGAUAGAGGGCUGUAUCAUUGGUUUUGAUGAGUAUAUGAACCUCGUAUUAGAUGAUGCAGAAGAGAUUCAUUCUAAAACAAAGUCAAGAAAACAACUGGGUCGGAUCAUGCUAAAAGGAGAUAACAUUACUCUGCUCCAAAGUGUCUCCAACUAGAUGAUCAAUGAAGUGAGAAAUUGUCGAGAAGGCAAUACAGUUUUUUUAGGUGUGCUUUGUUAGAAGUGUAGUUCUAAAGCAUUUAUUCAUAUUGUUUCACUCACCUUUAUGUUAUUACCAGAUGACAAUAAAUGCUGUGGGAUUGUUUUUAUUAAAAUAUUUACAUUGUUUUCUUUUAUCCAGUUGUAGAGAGUUUUUACACAGUGGCACCAUUAGCUGUUAGUAUUUAUUUUAAGGUUUUCUGAAGAUGGCACUGUCCUGGGCAUUUGCUUUUCACAAAACUGGCAUCUGUAGAUUCUUAAGGCAAAGAGUAGGAAAUCUACUUGACAUGUAAUCUUCUGAUACUGGGUGGUGGAGAAAGGGGAGUGUUCACAAAAGUAAAGAUUAUGGUGCCAAUGUAUGUCUUCAUCAUCAGUUCUAAUUCUGAAUGCUGGGACACAAGGGUUUCUAACCACAAUAGGUUGGGGACAUUAUAGUAGCUCAGUAUUUGCUUAGCACUCUCUUAGAAUUAUUGUGUAAGGCCUUUGUGAAUUCUUUUAUCACUAAGAUCAGAAUGUGAGAAGUAUUUGGAUAUAGGCAAAGAAUGAAAGUUUGUUAAAAAGGAGCUCUGUUAAGAGUUAACUGGAGGGAGACUUUGUGAGAUUGGUAACCUGAAAAAGACCCACAGGCAGCACUGGUAAGUUGUUGUUAGGCAGAACAGUAGUAUGUUAGUUGGGAAAACACCUCUCCCAUUCUUAUCUCCAAGAAUUUUGGUUCCUCCUCCAGUAAUUGCUUAUUUCCUAAUUGAAUUAUGUGGUCAGUUCUCUCUUGGCCCAAUAUCUCAGGGUUGUUCUAGUUAGAAUUCUGUUAAAUGGCUAUAGAGCAUCUGCUAUUAGUUGAAUAUAUACAGUGAAACACACUGACAAACAUAGCUUCAAUACCACAUGCUAAGUGUUAUUUAAGUUGAAUCUUGAAAGAUGAAUAAGACCUACCUUAAAUUCUGGUAAUGGGCAGUAUUAUUAAGGGUAGGUAAGGAAGAAGCAAAGAGUCCAGUUCCUGCUUUUCCAAGUGCCUAUGAGGGAGAUACAGAACUUUUCUUUGAACUGAGUAAAAGAAUCACUUAAUGAGACAGAGGAGAUUUGUCGGUGAGUGUAGAAAUCAGUCCAGCUUAGAACUUGGCAUUCUAGCUGUUCCACUCCGUUUGAACUUGUGCCUUUUUGGUCAUAUUUUGAAAUAAAGGGCUGCUUUAGCUCUUUUAACAUAUUUGAGUUUGAAAUUCAAUUGAACCUGCUACAGCAUGCAAAGAAAACAUUGGGCAGCAGAGGGAGUUGCAGUCCUGAGACUGCUUCAGCCUUUCUGGUGAAAAGCUUUUUGAGAGCAGAGCAAAGACCUCCCUGCAGCUUUCUUGGCACCAAAAUAGCUGGGAAGGAGGAUGAAAACUGGAGCAGUAUAAUCCCUAAGAAAACCUGCUGGCUGCUUUUUCCAUUUCCCUGUAUGGCCUUUCUGACCUGGCUGCCCUAUGUAAGCAAAGCUGUGCCUGCUGUGGCUUAUCCUGAAUGGAUCAAGACAUGGAAAGGUCUAUUUUUGACAGAACAAGUGGUGAUAGUGAGAAAUAAGGUACAGUGAACUCUUAAAAUUGAGCUCUGUAUUUAGAAAUCUCUGCUUGCUUUCCUGCUGUACUGGAGCCUGUGGUGUUUACUUUUUAAGUUGUACUUUUCCACAAUCUGCACAUCUUUUCUUCCAGCCAGAAUUUGUAUUACAGAAGGAGUUGCUGUCUGCUUCAUUAAGGUUAUUAAAACAUGCUGCUGGGAAGCUGCUCUUGUUGGCAGCCCUUGGUAUGUGAGCGGUUAUUUUUCUGGAAUGCCUGUGGGUUUCUGAAGGGGUCUUGCUAACAACCCACGAACUCUCUUGUAACAUUAUUGAAGUGAGGGGUGGGAGGAGAUUCAGGCUGUGAAAAAGUAAGUGCUGAUUCUGGCUUGGUGUUCUGUUAGUAGUAAGUAGGGAGAAAGAAGGAUAAGAAUAGUUUGAAAAUGCUAGAAUUUUGUAUAUACCGGCACCAAAUAUUAUUGUAUCGUGUUUGUCAUUUUCAAGAUUAGAGAGUGGAUCUCUGUCUAAUUUGGAUUAAGGCAUUAUUAUUAGCCAGGAAGUGUCAUGGGCAUUUUCUGGGGAAAACCUAAUAACACCAUCUCAUGUUAACUGGAUGACACAGGAUCUUUUCCCUAAUUAAUUAUUCCUAUUAGAACUGAUCAUAACCACAUACUCGUGGCAUGCUUUUUUGAGGGGAUGCUUGGUAAAACUUAAGGUGGCAUGAGAACUUAAGUCUGUUACUACUUAGAAUUUAAUUUUAAUUUAAAAGUUAUAUGCAGUGGAAUUUUUAAAUAUUAAAAAGCAUUAACUUAAUACACGUUUAUGAUCAAAUGUAAACUAUACAGAAAUAUACAGAGCAGAAAACAAAAGUCCCUCCUUUUCCCAUCAGUGUUCUCCAUAAAUAACCACUGUUAACAGUUAGGUGCUUUCUGAACUCUUUACAGAUAUGUAUAGCUUGGUUUGAUUCUUGUUUUGGUAUUACUUUAAAAUUUCUUUUAGGUAAAAUUUUUUAUUUUGGUAAAAUACACAUAAUAUUUACUAUCUUAACCAUCUUAUUUAUUUAUUUUAUUUUUUUUUGGCCGUGCUUCGUGGCUUGCAGGAUCUCAGUUCCCCAGCCAGGGAACCUCUGCCCCCUGAAAUGGAAGUGUGGAGUCCUAAACAUUGGACCUCCAGGGAAGUCCCUAUCUUCACCAUUUUAAAGUGUGCACCUCAGUAGUGUGUUAAGUAUAUUCACAUUGUUGUGCAACCAAUCUUUAGAAUUUUUUUUAUCUUGCAAAAAACAAACUGUACCUAUUAAACAACAACUUAACCAUCCCUCUCCUCAGCCCCUGGAUUUAAUUUUUUGUUUGAGUUUGAUUAGGUACCUCACAUAGGUGGAAUCAUACAAUAUUUGUCUUUUUGUGACUGACUUAUUUCACUUAGCAUAAUGUCUUCAAGUUUCAUCCAUGUUGUAGAAUGUGUCAGAAUUUCCUUCCUUUCUAAGGCCGAAUAACAUUGCAUGUAUAUAUACCACAUUUUGUUUAUACAUUUAACUGUUGAUAGACAUUUGGGUUGCUUCCACUUUUUGACUUUUGUAAAUAAUGCUGCUUUGAAUCUUUGAGACCCUGCUUUCAGUUCUUUAGAGUAUAUUCUCUGAAGGUUUUUGAGUAACCAUCAUACUGUUUUCCACAGCGGCUUCACCAUUUUACUUUCUCAUCAACAGUGCACAAAGGUUGCAGUUUCUUCGCAUCCUUGGCAAAACAACCUUUU
Molecule: messenger RNA, 3666 nt
Organism: Kogia breviceps (pygmy sperm whale)
Lineage: Eukaryota; Metazoa; Chordata; Mammalia; Artiodactyla; Physeteridae
Gene: SNRPE
Product: small nuclear ribonucleoprotein polypeptide E
Biological process (GO): spliceosomal snRNP assembly; mRNA splicing, via spliceosome
Cellular component (GO): U4 snRNP; U2 snRNP; U1 snRNP
Molecular function (GO): RNA binding
Source: RefSeq, a predicted model, not a curated record